AUGUCUAUCGCACGACAACUAUUCCGUGAAUUCCGCCCUCUCUUUCGGAUGCUCGAAGAGCCUAUCACUCGUACUCCAGCCUCAUGGAAUAUGAGGUCUCACCCCUUCUUUGAUGACCCCUUUUUCUCAUCUCCAGGUUUUGGUCGACCUGCCGUUGAUGUGACAGAGCAGGGGAACAAGUACAUCGUUGAAGCGGAUCUUCCCGGUGUUGCAAAGGAGAACGUCGAGGUGAGAAUUGGUGAAGGGGGUCGUAGCCUUACUAUCGAGGGAAAGGUAGUGAGCAAAGGGCAGGAACCAGAGGCAACUCAGACGCAAGCCUCUGAAGGCGAACAAGCAGCUUCUACAGAAGGCAUGUCUUUUCUGAUUUCUGCUGAAAGGCAGUUCUGGAGUAAUUCUUCCUUUACUCGCACUGUUUGGCUUCCUCGUCCGGUUGACAGUAGCGGUGUUUCUGCACAGCUCAAGGACGGUGUCUUGACCGUGACCGUUCCAAAGGCCGAAGACAAGGCUAGCGUAGUGGUACCUGUACAGUAG
Molecule: messenger RNA, 531 nt
Organism: Desarmillaria tabescens
Lineage: Eukaryota; Fungi; Basidiomycota; Agaricomycetes; Agaricales; Physalacriaceae
Product: HSP20-like chaperone
Exons: 2
Coding region: 1-531 (176 amino acids)
Biological process (GO): response to hydrogen peroxide; protein complex oligomerization; response to heat
Source: RefSeq, a predicted model, not a curated record